ACUGCCUGCCAAAUUUUCUGUGGGGUCGCGUCAGAGAGGAUAAUUGAGGUCUGGGUGGCGGGGGACGGGCUUCUCAUUAUUAAAUUUAGACGGCUCUAGAUACCGGUCGUUAUAGGUUGUACUUGGUGCUGGCAAAUUUAUCAGCGCGUAUCUCAUAAAUAUACUCAACAAUGGGGAAGACGCACAAGAUUGUCAUGAUUCGCCAUGGAGAGAGCGAAUGGAAUCAGCAAAACAAGUUUUGCGGAUGGUACGACGCUCAUUUAAGCGCUAAAGGUGUGGAGGAGGCAAAAGCUGCUGGCCAGGCCCUGAAGAAGGCGCAGUAUCAGUUUGACAUGGCGCACACUUCUGUACUGACCCGGGCCAACAAGACGCUGGAUACGGUGCUGGAGAUCCUCGGUGAGAAGAACAUUCCCAUCAAGAAGACGUGGCGGCUGAAUGAGAGGCACUACGGCGGUCUGACUGGCCUGAACAAGGCUGAGACAGCCAAGAAACACGGCGAGGAGCAGGUCAAGAUCUGGCGGCGCAGUUUUGACAUCCCGCCGCCGCCCAUCACGCCCGACAACCCGUACUACAAGGUCAUUCUGGAGGACCCCCGCUACAAGGACGGACCGAGCAAGAAGGACUUCCCCAUGUUUGAGUCGCUCAAGCUAACCAUCGAGCGUACCCUGCCGUACUGGAACGACACCAUCGUACCGCAGAUCCGCCAGGGCAAGCGUAUCCUGAUCGCGGCGCACGGCAACAGCCUGCGCGGCAUCGUCAAGCAUCUGGAGCAGAUGUCCGACGACGAGAUCAUGGGCCUCAACCUGCCCACAGGCAUCCCGUUCGUGUACGAGCUGGACGAGCACAUGCGUCCCAUCAGGAAGAUGCAGUUCCUCGGUGACCCGGAGACUGUGAAGAAGGCUAUGGAGUCGGUGGCCAACCAGGGCAAGGCCAAGUGAAGACAUCAGCUCUAGUCCCCGCCCACACACUGUUGUAUUGUUGUCGAUGGUUGGGAUAGAUGGGAGCAGUGUGUGCGGUGCGAGCUUUGAUUGUUCCUAGUUCAGGUGAUUUUAAAUUUGUUGUUGGAGUGUGCGCUCGGAUUGCGCGGCCGCCAUCGUGUUUUGCUGAGGUGUUCGGACGAGAGUAGCUUGCGUUCUCCGGAGUUUUUUUAGAAAUAAUUUUCUGACUUCCAAAUCGAGAUAACGGUGUUGCUUAUGUAUUACCUGCAUAUGUGGCCGCAACUAUGCAACCCCCUCUGCGGAGUCCACAUUCGUUACAGUUAGGGAAGCUGCCAAACUAUGCCUCCCCUUCCUGCAAUUUUCCGCUCUGGUCACCUCUUUGUGUACGUGCGAAGCUAAUAAACGCUACGUAGUAGCAAACUUUUGGGACUUGA
This is a messenger RNA of Pollicipes pollicipes, 1372 nucleotides long. Its product is annotated as phosphoglycerate mutase 2. The record is from RefSeq and is a predicted model, not a curated record. The transcript has 6 exons. Gene Ontology annotation, biological process: glycolytic process. Lineage: Eukaryota; Metazoa; Arthropoda; Thecostraca; Pollicipedomorpha; Pollicipedidae. Gene Ontology annotation, molecular function: intramolecular phosphotransferase activity. The coding region runs from base 171 to 938 and encodes 255 amino acids.